GAAGCAGAGUGCAUAAACAGUAUAAUACCAGGACUUCAGCCAGGGCAUUAUGGGCUCUUAGAUUGCGGGCCCAUGGCACAGGAACUGGUGCAUUUUCUCAACAGGAGCAAACGGUAGAGCAUGUGGUAAUUGUUCAAUGUGAAUACCGAGGAAAAAAAACUGGGCUAAUAACGAGUCUUACAGAGAGACAAACACAGUUUAGGGUUAAAGAGAUUAAAGGAAGAACAGGUUUGCUGUUACAUUAUGGGCUUAACGGGUCUGAUAAAGAGAAUAUUUAUUUUAGUUCUGAUCCAAAACCAUUUCCAGCAUGUGGCGGUAAUGCGCCACAGCGUUGUUUGCCACAAUGACGUCAAUGCGUCUGGCGUGCAAGCGGAAAUUGCCGUCACCUGAUUUAGUCAACUUCCUGUUUAUCACUAGUUCUGUGCAAGUCAGACUGUUGGACUGUCCUGCUGGAGCUGUCGGUCACAUGAACUUCCACCGUGUUGGGUUCCUGUGGGACUUCUUUCAGUUGGCUGUGUUCGUCAGGAUGGACCUUUCAGGGGAGGGAUGGGGAUGUAGCACCGAACAAACUAAAGUAGGCCCGGAAGGAUUCUGAGUUCAGAUAGCAGCUCCGAAGGAACGGCCAGAACUGGUAGUUCGAUUUUUCUCAACAAAUAUAAACCGAAUCAAAAUAUUUGUAUCGAUGUAGUAGUGAGUAAUUUCCGUGAAUACCACUCGCUUAGUCGGGACACCGAACCAGCUCUGUAGCCAACCGCGGUACCACCGGCAGGUCGCUGCUGCUCCUUCCGCGGCUUUGGCUGCCUGUGGCCCGCCAGCGCCUUGGGUUUUCGUGGGGUGGAGCUGCUUACCGCUGCCGUGAAUUCAGGACGACCUCCCGGCUCUGGCCCCCUCAAGCGGGCAGUCAGGAAAAAGCUCGCCGGGAAGGGAUGGCCUGGUCGGUCUCCCCGCUCCACAGGGCAGGGUUCUGCUUUCUUUGAAGGAGGACGAGUGCGGCUGGAGGCUACCACCGCAGCUCAAGACGCGAUGAUGGCCGCCUCCCCCUCCUCGGCCGGCGGCUUUACGAUCUCCGGGCUGUCGGUCAGAAAGAGCGAGGAAAUAGCGGAUCUGAUAGAUCUGUUCUCCAAGACACAGUAUAGAGCAAAGGAAGUCACUCCUCGGGUGGAGAUGAUGGAGAAGCGAUGUCUGGAACUCUUUGCAAGAGAUUACAAGUACAGUAUCAUCUCCAAUUCAAACGGAGAGGUCUGCGGCCACUACCCACGUCAGAUAGUGUUCCUGGAGUAUGAAUCUACAGAAGUGGACAGAGACAGGUUUGAGAGCACAGUGCAGAUCACCAAGCUGCAGGACCUAGUGAACCGAAGCAAAAUGGCUCGCUGCAGAGGGAGAUUCGUCUGUCCUGUCAUCCUUUACAACGGCAAGCACAUCUGCCGCUCAGCCACCUUGGCAGGUUGGGGGGAGCUGUAUGGACGUACAGGCUACAACUACAUCUUCUCAGGGGGCAGUGAUGACACCUGGACGGAGUCAGAGGAGGUUCCGGAGGAUGACAGUGCAGUCAGGAACGGGGAGUCCCAGCUCUUUGACAAAGUUCGAGGUCACGACAUUAAACUGCUUCGCUAUCUCUCGGUGCGCUACAUCUGUGACCUGAUGGUGGAGAACAAGAAGGUUAAGUUUGGCCUGAAUGUGACUUCCUCUGAGAAGGUGGACAAGGCCCAGCGCUAUGCAGAUUUCACCCUGCUCUCUGUGCCUUACCCAGGCUGUGAGUUUUUUAAGGACUACAAAGACAAAGACUACACAGCCGAGGGUCUGGUCUUUAACUGGAACCAGGACUAUGUGGACGCUCCUCUGACAAUCCCUGUGCGCUUUACUCAGAACUUGAACAUUGACUGGACUCAGUACCAGUCGUGGGACCUGGUGGAGCAGACCCAGAACUACCUGAAGCUGCUUCUCCACAUCAUUAAUAACAAUGAUGACAGCGGGCUUCUGGUGCACUGCAUAUCCGGGUGGGACCGAACACCUCUGUUUGUUUCCCUCCUCAGACUCUCCCUGUGGGCAGACGGUGCAGUGCAUGCCAGCCUGGGGCCUGCUGAGAUUCUAUAUCUGACCAUUGCUUAUGACUGGUUUCUCUUCGGUCACAUGCUGCCUGAUCGACUCUCCAAAGGGGAAGAGAUUUUCUUUUUUUGCUUCAAUUUUUUGAAGCACAUCGUCUCAGAGAAGUUCUCGGCUGUUAGGAAACAGAGAAGGAAAAACUCCCACUUCAAAGACAGUGACUUCACUGUGGAGGACCUCUGCCAGCUGAGGUCCAAAGAUCGUGGCAGUAUAACCAGUCUGAGCAGCGACUUUUCCCUCAUCACUGAAGAGGUAGCUGGUGCCUCCUGUCCCAGCGCCGACACUAUGGACCUGUUCUCCAACCAACCCCAGGCCUCCAACUGGAGGAAAGUUCCCACCUCUUCCCCUUCGAUGGUAGCUUGGUGUAAACAAAACCCUUUGGAUGAGCAACUCUCCCAUCCUGUUAAUGAGGCCAGGUCUUCCAGCUCAUCCUCCUCCAACCAAUCAGAGCACGGUGCCACACGCACUGGCAGCAGCCCAUUGGCUGUCCCCAGCAGAGGGUUAGCAGCAGAGUUCUCCAGAUCAGGCUCAUCCCUGUCCACAGAGUACGGAAGUUGGCAGAUAGUUUCCGGUUGUGGUAGCAUCCACGACCACGGCCACUUUUCUCAACCGAUGGCCUCAGUUUCCUCCAACUCGUCUGCUGUCACCUCUGCCUACGAUUCCCCACUGCCUUUCAGUUUCCAGGAUGAAGGGCCCAGUGGGCGGAUGUGCUCCCUUCCCUCGGAGCGUCAGGCUCGCCUGGAGGCUGUUAGGGAGAUCUUCCUAGCAGCCUACAGUUCCACAGUGGGCCUCAGGUCCUCUGUCCCCAGCCCUUCCGGCGCCAUCUCAGGCCUGCUGGAGCAGUUUGCCCGCGGGGUCGGCCUUCGUGGCAGCAAUGCCAUUGUUUGAACUCUGUCAGUGUGACUUCCAACGCCUUUCUAGCUUCCAUGUCUCACUUUAUCUGGGGCCAGAUGCAUGAAACAGUUUUAUGAUCUAAAUGGUUGUGUGUAAACACAUUUUAAGAAAAGUGUUCAUGCACCGUUAUCUCUCACAAACCAUGUGUUUUGUGAAUACACUUGUAUGAUUUUGGUUUUUUUUUUACAUAUAAAGCACUAUUUGCAGUGCAGGUGUAGAUGAGACACACGCCACAGAAAAAGUCAGAUUUACAAGAAGCUAAGUUAAAGGAAUAAUGUUUGUGAUCACUAUUUUGCCCUGCAGUGUGAACAACGUCAGUCUGGAGAAUGACAGACAGGUGCUGAGCUAGAGUCUGGCUCUCAAGUAAAAAAAACUCCAAUCUCAAAAAAGUCAGAGUCUUUUAUAAGCCAUCAAACCAUCAUUAGGUUUCCAACAUUCACUCUUAAAACUAAGAGUCUGCUGUGAUAUUUGCUGCAUGUGAAACAAUGUUUCAAAACAGAACCUGUUCAUUGUAGUCAGGCUGAGGAACUUUCUGAUUAAAAAGUGAGACAGUGUAAAAGGCAGUGAAAUAAUUUUUGCUUUAACUAUCAAGCAUCUCAUGUUUAAACAUUAUUACUUUUUUUUAUCAGAUUGUGUCCCCAGCUGGUUAUUCUUAGUAACUAAUGGUCCAUUUUGUGCUUGUUUCACAUGGAAUGUUGUUGCAGUAUCACUGGUAUUUGACUGCAGGUAAACAAGUUCUUCACUCUUAAUCACUGUAGGUUCCAUAUAAAUAACCAUCUAAAUGAAUAGAAAAAUGCAUUUGCUUGAACUACCACAACGUUUGAGACUGGAGUAGUUUUAUAAUGGCAGAAAUCAGCUUUAGAACUGGUCCCAGUCUAAAUGAACAUUUCUCCAGUCAGAUGUUUUGUUUCUCCGGGUUCAACCCACACCUGAUGAAUACCGCAUAGAUGCCCACUCUGAAAAUCUGAGCCAUCCUUUUCUGAAACUCAUGGCUUUAUUCAGUUUUAUUCAGCUGGUCUGGAUAGAGAAAGGAGAUGAGGUUCCACCAGCCCUGUAACUCAGAGCUCCUCACCCAGCCUCAGCAGCGUCUUCCAUCAGCACAGGCACACUCAUCCAUGGCUGCUGCCGUUUUAGCACCGGCACUUUGGUAACCCUAAUAGAAACAAUCGCCAUCAAGGAGAACAGAAGCUUUUGCAUUUUCAUUUUAACAAGAUAGACCAACAUUGCUCUAAAACGGCGUUCACAUCACGGAAACAUUGUUAUGCAUCUGGCCUCAUAAAUUCAGCACAAUUAGGUGCCAAACAUCACAACUCAGUUCAGGGAUGAAGCAUUAACCUGUUUUUGUUCUGUUGGAGUUAAUGUGCCGGCUUUUUAUUUCCAUCCUGGAUUCUUUAAGUUCUCACAAUCAGGGAGAUAAUUAGUUUCUUCUGUUUUGACUAAAAGGGACAGAGUAAGAUGAGUCUUUUAAUUUUUCCUUAAUUUUGCUUGAGAGUUCUUCCAGUAUCUGGUUUUACUUUUCUUCUUUUAUGCUGCUUUUUAUUGAGCCAAUGCAGAGGGAGGUGCUUAACGUCUGGUGGUUGGUGAAGGUCAGAUUAAUAAAAUGGCACUUAAAGUGUGAGGAUAGCUUGCUCAGAUUAAUUUGUUUUUUUUAUUUGCUGCAUGUUUGGCAUGUUUACUUCGGUUCUGCUAUGCCUUCAUUGUAAACUGGCCAGAAAAUGAGGACUAUAUGGGAAAAUGUUUGCAGCCUUUGUUCAACCAGAGCUAACAGAAAAACGUCAGCUGGUUCAGUAAAGUCACCCUGGGUAGUCUGUUGGUGGUAAAUGAAUUUUGUUCAGAGCUUCUAAUUUUAACAUUUAACAGGCUCUAGUGAAAUGUAAAAUUAAAUGCUUUUCCAGAAUUUAUUGGCCCAUACUCAAAGUAUAAAUGUAGAGAAGCAUAAAUCUCUCUUGUGGUUUUAAUCAGAGAUCCUGUUAGAAAAAUCUUAAGACUUUUCAAUCAACUGUUUAUGGUGCUUUAUGGUCAGUUCGCCCCAUUGCCAACUCAUGCCUCCAUUACGUUCCCUCCUACUUCCACCUUAUACUGUAAAUAAACUAGUUUCUACCCAUCAUUGCUCACCAGUGGAUUUGGACCUGUUGACUUAUGCAAUAUGACUGGUUGAGACCCCUGCUCAAACCAGAAUAAUCCUAAGCAACCUUCUCCUAGUUGACAUUUAUAGAUUUAAUCAAACCACAUUUUCUCACAGUACACUGUAGAAAAUGACUUGUUGGAUGUCAAAUCCUGAUGGACAUGAUCCACAAUUGGUACAAAACAUUCUGUGGCAGAUGACUCCAUUUUGUCACUGAUAAGGUCGUCCAAAACAAGAAGAACCAUAAAUGUAUGAAGGGGAAAAAUGACCUGGAGAAACAACAUUGUGUUCUGAUGGUUUCUGCUCAGCUGGUUUUAGCAUCAUUGUAUUAUAAAACAGUUGUGGACAUGUUUUGAAAUCCUGCCAUAUUUUCUCAGACAGAACUGUUGAUGGUCAUUUUAGGAUACUGGUCUGGUAUUUUGGCAUACUGGAACCUUGAAGCUUUUCUCAUCUUAUGUGGAGUCUUGAAACCGUACGUGGCGUGGAACUGAUUUGAAAUUAUCAUAUGCAUAGAAGGCAAAGCUCAUCAAAGGUAUAAAGGUUUAAAUAGGCUAUAGGCUAAACAAAAACAACAUGGCUCUAGAGCAGGUCUCUGGUGUUUUAGCAGCUGGUUUCAUUUUCACAGUAGAAGGGCACAAGACUGGCUGCAUAUGAGCUGCCAUGAAGGAAGGCCAAGUAGCGGGUAAUUAUGGCGUAGAAACUACCAUGAAUUAAUGUUGAAAAUGGAAAUGGCUAGCAAGUUCUUCUUUUGAAGCCAACUUUCUUAAUAUCCAGUUCUUCGUUGUACAGAUGAUUAAUCAGGUUGAGGUUAGAGGGAAAAUUGUAAGCCCAUUUAUGUUGUCAGGCUCAUGGAACUUUGAAUAUUCUGACUGAGAGAAUCCCAAAUUGGACCUCUCCUUCUGGCUGUUCACAUGCAUCUAUGAUGGGUCUGUAACUGACUCAGUCUGUAAGCAGCUGGAACAUCCAGUAUGGGCACAAAUGGUCUUCAGAACCAGUGCACGAGUGUUAUUAAGCAAACAUCAGAACCUCUGGUAGUCAGUUCAAACUGUGUGUAGAACUUAGCAGAAACAGAAAAUACCCCAUAGAUGCAUUACACAGCAUUGGUGGCACUUGAUGGAGUUUGUUGGGGGGUAAUGUUUUUGGCUUUGCAAGAGGGGUAUCUUACAAUUCCCUGGGUCUUUACAACACAGUAGGGGAUGACACAACAUGAACCCUUAUGUGCCCAUUGGCAUUAGUCAACAGGUUCAAGAUCUGCAUCCCGCACAAGGCAGGAAAUUCCACAACGUGAAGACUGACCUCCAACCCAUGGAAGGGACCCCCUUCAGAUUCUGUCAGCUGUUGCUUAUGCUGUCAUAUGCGUCUCGGAGAGAUCCUCUGAAUCUGCUGUUAGUCAUUCACUGUUUUGAUUGGCAGCUGGAUGUUGCAGCAGUUGCUUAUAACACUAUUACCACACUCAUUACACCAGCACUUCUGCCUUCUGGUUCUGGCAGCUCUUUGCAGAACAGGUUAUUGACAUAUAAUUCUCUGAUGUGCAUGUAGAUCUUGUACGUAAUUUAACACCCAUGUUCCAAUCAGCCUUGUCUGGAGGUAACGGUCAUCUUUCAGCAGUACAGGCUGGACAGACUGACUGUGAUGUAGUCUUAAACACUUCAACGCCAGUCUUAUAGCAAAACAACUGUUAUGUGUAAUAUCCUCUUUGGUCUGUUGUUGAUUUUCUCCAUAACAUUAAUUUGAUUAGAUGUCAACAGGGAGUAUUUCUUGGCGGCUUUAUCAGAAUCUUAAAGUGGUAAUUAUGCUAACCUCUAAUCGGUUACAUGACAUAUCAUGUUCAUGAGUCUAGAUCAUUGUCCAGUGACGGUCUGGAGAACUUUGCUUCAUGAAUCCAAUGGCCUGAUUUCUGUCAGAGCUCACAGUUGAGCCCUAAAUGUUCCCAAACACUGUGUGCCUUCCGUCAGGUCACACACUGUGGCUGUUUCUACACGGCUGCUCCCAGGUAGUCUAUUUUUUUAACAUUUAUUCUUUUAUUUUCUGGUUAAAAUGUGUUGGUCAACGUUGCCACAUAUGGUUGAUGUACCUCAGGACCUUUCAUUGUGCCCUCUAUUUAUCCUCAGCAUCAUUUCCAUGACAUCCUUGCUUCUUCUGAUAUGUUUUUUUUUAUUUUACUCUGAGUCUUCCAGCCGCCCCUAAUGACAGGAAAAGGUCCCUCAAUGAUAUGAAAAUAUUGAGCUGUGUUAAAGUCUGUGGCAUGCUCCUCAAAUCUGCUUUUAGAAUUCUUCGAGUCCAUGUUGAUAUGUUCUGUAAGAUGCUUUAUGAAUCAGUUCAUCCAGUGGUUUGUUAAAGCAGUCCAUAAAGUUUAACAGAACAAUCAGUGUUCAGGUGUAUUGAAUGAAUGUCUGAGUUACAUCAGGUGUUUCCUGUUUUCCCUGCCAAGUUUGAGCUUUCUGUGAGGAGCUGCUCAUUCUGAUACCAUUUCUUUUAUGGUAUCACUCUCAGUGCCUGCAGGCGGUUGGAAGCAGCCUUUACCAGGACAACUGCAAAACCAAAACCUUCUGAAAUAUCGUUUUAAUAUCAACUUUUGUCCACAUCUCACCAAUGUGCUUACAGUUGGCUAUUCAUGACGUCCUCCCAAAUGGUUGCACUUGUCUGUUUGUUCACUGUAAAGAAGUGUUUGUUUCUUGGGACAGAUGAUGCUUUUUAAAUGAGUCUGCCUGGUGUCAUUAGGUUGUAUAAUGCUUGUAAUUGUUACCAGGUGACAGGAUAUGAUGAACUGAGCAAUUCUCAAUAAAGAAACCAGACAUAAGUA
Messenger RNA from Girardinichthys multiradiatus, 7925 nucleotides. RefSeq names its product myotubularin related protein 14 (gene mtmr14). The record is from RefSeq and is a predicted model, not a curated record. Gene Ontology annotation, biological process: dephosphorylation. NCBI's taxonomy places the organism in Eukaryota, Metazoa, Chordata, Actinopteri, Cyprinodontiformes, Goodeidae. The transcript is spliced from 19 exons. Gene Ontology annotation, molecular function: phosphatidylinositol-3-phosphate phosphatase activity. The coding region runs from base 1024 to 2991 and encodes 655 amino acids.